AUGCGCCUUCUUCUUGCCGCGCUCACAGCACUUACAGUCCAGCGGCACAGCCUCCACGCACAAGCCCGAGCCCAAGCCCAAGUGACGCAAACCGAGAUCGUCGCGACGACGAUAACACACUACUACACGGCGCCGGCCCCCACCGUCCCUCUAUCACCCCAGUACACAGACGAUCUAGAUUUCCGCACAUCCAUCCUCAACUCAACCAACUUCUAUCGCUACGAACACUCCGCUGGAUUCCUAUACUGGAACACAACCCUAGCCGCCUACGCGCAAGAUUACUCGUCGAAAUGCGAAUGGCAGCAUUCACACGGCGCAUACGGCGAGAACCUGGCGCGGGGUUACACGAACGUGACCGCCGCGGUGGAAGCAUGGGGCGACGAGCGCAAGGACUACAACUUCUCGACCAGCAACCCGACGGGCUUCACCGAGCCGACCGGCCACUUCACGCAACUGGUCUGGCUCAGCACCCAGUCCACGGGUUGCGGCUGGACGGACUGCGAUGGCAAGAACGGCCUUGACGGCGUCUAUCUCGUCUGUGAAUACUGGCCUCCCGGGAAUCUCGUAGGUCAGAACAACUACUGGUUCAAGGAGAAUGUCUUCCCUCAACGGCCUGGUGGUGACGAUGGAUUCAAUGAACUGGCUGCUACCAGGGGUGCCACCGGCGGUGUGCCCAGCUUGACCGCCUCGGCGCCCACUGCAACGGCGUCCAGUGCUGGUGGAGAGAGUAUAGGGACGAUUUCGAACGUUUGGGCCUCGAUAGGCGUCACGUUCGCGGCAUUGCUGUUUGGGUUCGGCAUGUCUUGA
Exophiala aquamarina CBS 119918 is the source of this 807-nucleotide messenger RNA. RefSeq lists its product as uncharacterized. Gene Ontology annotation, cellular component: extracellular region. Bases 1 to 807 code for a protein of 268 amino acids. The transcript has a single exon. The record is from RefSeq and is a predicted model, not a curated record. NCBI's taxonomy places the organism in Eukaryota, Fungi, Ascomycota, Eurotiomycetes, Chaetothyriales, Herpotrichiellaceae.